AUGCCCAAGAGGAAGGUCAGCUUGAAGGCAGAUGAGGAGCCCAAGCGCAGAUCAGCAACGGCCAAACCUGCCUCUGCCGAAGGGAAAUCCAAGCCGAAGAAGGCCACCGGAAAGGAUAAAUGUUCAGUCAAAAAGGGCAGACAAAAGGAAAAGGGCAAACAGGGAGAGCAGGCCGAAGCAGCCAAGCAGGAGACUAAAGACCUGCCCACAGAAGGUGGAGAGACGGGAACCGAGAGCCCUGCCUCUGAUGAAGAGGACCAAGUCCUACUGAUGCACACAGUGUCCAUUGGUCUAACUUGCAGCCCUUCUUAUACAACCCAGAGGAAUAUUUUUAUCAGCUAUUUUGCUCUGACAGAACUCGGCAGCCACAGCGUCCAGCUCAGUUUCUGUGACCUCCUCUCUCUGAGACAAGAACGAGUCUUUGUCAGUUCCGAGGCCCUCCCUACCCAGCUGCAACGCAGGGGUAACCAUGCUCAGUCAUCCAUAGAUUCUUCGGGAGGUUGUGACUACCAACAAAGAAGGAGUCUGAAAAAGAUUGAAGGGGCAAACCAUUUUAUAAGAGGAAAAUGGAAUGCGGACCAAGACCUGGCAGAAACUAGAGCCCAACAAUCACAAGGACACUGGCCUUUCAUUGGACUCCUACAAUAA
Nannospalax galili (Upper Galilee mountains blind mole rat) is the source of this 648-nucleotide messenger RNA. RefSeq lists its product as uncharacterized. Gene Ontology annotation, cellular component: chromatin; nucleus. Gene Ontology annotation, molecular function: nucleosomal DNA binding. Gene Ontology annotation, biological process: chromatin organization. NCBI's taxonomy places the organism in Eukaryota, Metazoa, Chordata, Mammalia, Rodentia, Spalacidae. The record is from RefSeq and is a predicted model, not a curated record.